Messenger RNA from Rhagoletis pomonella (apple maggot), 1593 nucleotides. It is a transcript of the gene Rpt5, whose product is annotated as 26S proteasome regulatory subunit 6A-B. The transcript has 3 exons. Lineage: Eukaryota; Metazoa; Arthropoda; Insecta; Diptera; Tephritidae. The record is from RefSeq and is a predicted model, not a curated record. Gene Ontology annotation, cellular component: proteasome regulatory particle, base subcomplex. Gene Ontology annotation, molecular function: ATP binding; ATP hydrolysis activity; proteasome-activating activity. Gene Ontology annotation, biological process: proteasome-mediated ubiquitin-dependent protein catabolic process. The coding region runs from base 125 to 1411 and encodes 428 amino acids.
AAUGACAAAUGUCAAAACAGAUACAAAAUAAAAAUUUACAAGUCAUCGAAAAAUAGAAACUACGUUAAAUUGUUAGCUAGAUUACUAAAAAAAUUCCGAUAGUAAUAAUACAUUUUGCUUAAAAAUGGCAACAACACUUGAGGACAAAUCCAUUUGGGAUGAUGGUGAGGAAACCUUAGGCGAGGAGGUACUCCGUAUGUCCACCGAUGAAAUUGUCAGCAGAACGCGUCUGAUGGACAAUGAAAUUAAAAUCAUGAAGAGUGAGGUUAUGCGUAUAACUCACGAAAUUCAGGCCCAAAACGAAAAGAUCAAAGACAAUACGGAAAAGAUAAAGGUUAACAAAACACUGCCGUAUUUGGUGUCAAAUGUUAUUGAACUUUUGGAUGUGGAUCCUCAAGAAGAAGAAGACGACGGAGCAGUUUUGGUUUUGGACAACCAACGUAAAGGCAAAUGUGCCGUCAUUAAGACUUCAACACGUCAGGCUUAUUUUUUGCCUGUCAUUGGGUUGGUUGAUGCAGAGAAACUUAAACCCGGAGAUUUAGUGGGCGUAAACAAAGAUUCAUAUCUGAUUUUGGAAACAUUGCCUGCCGAGUAUGAUGCUCGUGUCAAGGCUAUGGAAGUAGAUGAACGACCCACUGAGCAGUACUCGGAUAUUGGUGGUUUGGAUAAACAGAUACAAGAGUUGAUUGAAGCGGUGGUAUUACCAAUGACUCACAAGGAAAAAUUUAAGACAUUGGGAAUUCAUCCACCAAAAGGCGUUCUCUUGUAUGGUCCACCUGGUACUGGUAAAACACUUUUGGCGCGUGCGUGUGCUGCACAGACAAAAUCUACUUUUUUGAAGUUGGCUGGUCCACAGCUCGUACAAAUGUUUAUAGGUGAUGGAGCAAAAUUAGUACGCGACGCUUUUGCUUUAGCCAAAGAGAAGGCACCAGCCAUUAUUUUUAUCGAUGAGUUGGAUGCUAUUGGUACAAAACGUUUUGAUUCGGAAAAGGCCGGCGAUCGUGAGGUCCAACGUACUAUGUUAGAAUUGUUAAAUCAGUUGGAUGGUUUCAGUUCCACAGCUGAUAUUAAAGUGAUUGCAGCUACAAAUCGAGUAGAUAUUCUGGAUCCUGCAUUAUUGCGUUCAGGGCGGCUUGAUCGUAAAAUUGAAUUUCCACACCCUAACGAGGAAGCACGCGCACGAAUUAUGCAGAUCCAUUCACGCAAAAUGAAUGUUAGCAAUGAUGUUAACUUUGAAGAAUUGUCUCGUUCUACCGAUGAUUUCAAUGGCGCACAAUGCAAAGCUGUGUGCGUAGAAGCUGGUAUGAUUGCUCUGCGGCGAAACGCCACCUGUGUUACACAUGAAGAUUUUAUGGAUGCUAUAAUGGAAGUACAAGCAAAGAAGAAAGCCAAUCUUAAUUAUUAUGCUUGAGCACACAAAAAAAAACUAUUGCAGUUUUCUCUUACUAUAGAGUUUUUAGUUAGCUUGCUAAUAUUAAUUGUAAUAAAAUGAAAACGACGCAUUUGAGAUACAAAUAUUUUAGCUCGAAUCGUUUUCAAGUACUCUUGUAGAAUUGCAUACAUAAAUAAAACUAACAUAAACACGAAAAUACA